Suillus subaureus is the source of this 666-nucleotide messenger RNA. RefSeq lists its product as uncharacterized. The record is from RefSeq and is a predicted model, not a curated record. The coding region runs from base 256 to 570 and encodes 104 amino acids. The transcript is spliced from 4 exons. Lineage: Eukaryota; Fungi; Basidiomycota; Agaricomycetes; Boletales; Suillaceae.
CAACAAGAAGUUAUGUCAAUGAGCAGUAAAUACUACAUACCGUUGUAGUGACCGGGUCAUCUUUUUUUUAUGGACUGUCUCUCUGAGGGUCUUGUCGCCGCCGUUUGUCGGGACCGUAUCAGCAUCCGGGUCAUCGUCGUUUGGUUUUAAUGGUUGUCGUGACGUAUUUGGCUUUGACAGUCAACUUGCUUCAAGUACACUGUCAAGAUACAAAACUCAAACAACUAUACUAGCAACUUAAUUUCCAUCACAGAGAUGUCGUUCGUGGCUGGCUCUCUCGCUGGUGCACUUGUGAUGGGUGGUAUUUACCAUGGGUUUUCGAACUUGGUGCAAACCAGGACUGCCCAGCACCGUGCCGACAUUCAUAUGCUCUCGGAGCGUAUCGCUAACGCCUCGACUACAAUUCCCUCUCCUCCGCCUGCAUCCGUGCGUAUAACGCAUCAUCCGUUAACAUCGCUCAUUCAGUCCAAAUGGAACGAUGAGGUUGCUGGUUUAUUCGGAACUGCUUGGCGGUGGGAGCAGCGUGCAGUAGAGUUGGGGAAGAAAGUUCUGUAUGGUGGCGACUCAUGAUACCAAUUGCCCUUAGGCUAGGCAUUAGACUAAUCGAAAGGUGUCAGUUGUCCCUUCUAGGAAUCUUGACGCCAGCAAUUUGCUAUGCACCGCAAA